AUGUGUGCUGUGUCGCUAAAGGCUUUGGAGAGGAUGUUGACAGACAUUGCGUGCAAGACUAACAUUGUAUUCAACGCUAACGACCAGGUCCAACACUCGAUUAGCUGCGCCUGCAUAACGUAGGUAAACAAGAACGCCCCAACAUAAACACGGCCCAGCGAAAAAAAUAACAAAAGACAGAGAGUUAAACCGAAAAACGCGCAGACAGAUAAGGCCAGAUAGCACGCAUAGCGCGUAUUUUGUCGUGUGCAAUUCCAAACAUCAGGCUUAGCCUGCAACGUCCGCUAGUAGCUGUGCAGCGUUAGUACGCAAGAGGUGAUAUGGACUGGCAACGCCGGGAACGAGAUGACAAGGGGGGCACACGAUUCGAACUAUCUGUGUCCCGGCCGUUGAUUUGUUACUAGGGACUACAUGUUGUACGCUACGACAUUUUCUCUUUGGUAGGCCGACGGGUCUUUGCUCCAGCACCAGAGAUGUCUUUGAUCCUCUUUUCCCCCCGGCUCUUGUCCCUCCACCCUUCCGGGUUACCGACUGGUUGAACAGACCCGCUGUCGGCAGGCACACCGUUGUCAUCGUGUCGGUCCUGCUUUGAUCCUCCCGACUUGGAUUUCUUAGGCCUCCCUUUCGCUUUUACCUGCGCUGGAUUCCCGCUCUUGUUCUCGCCGGUAGCUUCGACAAGCUGGAACCUCACCCACUUGUCCAGUUCAGCCUGUAUCUCCAAGGCUUUGGCGUGUGGAACCGUCCUCAUUAUUCGAUGGCAUUUUCCUUGUUCUUGGCCAUCAGAGUCGCGAGCACGCGGCAAUGGUCACUCGCCGAUCGUUCCGCGGCUGCUUUUGCCGCACGUUCUGCGGGGUGCACGCCGCCCUCCCCGCCGUCGUCGUCGUACUUCGGCCCGCAGAAGUUGUCUUCUUGGCCGUGGUCACAUCCAUUCUAGCCGUCGCCGUGCCCUGCCCCUUCCAACACUCUGGAGACGGUCCAGGGCGCGUCGCUGCCGUCUGGUGAUUGCCGCCAGCGCGUAUGCACGCUGUUGCCGUCGAACUCGUGGUUAAGCAUGACUCCCCCGUACUUGCCGCCGAUGAAGCGAACUAGCACGGCAAAGUAGUGCCUGCAUGGCAGGCCGUGGCGCAAAAGCUUCACACAAGAGCACAAGUAGAAGCCACCCGGGCCGAAUACCACAACAUGGCCCGGCCGUGAAGGCGUGAGCUUCUACCGCACGGCGGCGGCAAGAUGGACGGGAACUCGGCUGACGAGGUCCAACAGCGCCUCCAAAGACGUACGCGCCCAAACGCUGUUGUCUUCGGUCGAUUCAGCCUCAGGGUCAAGCUUGCAGUCGAUUUCCAGGUCAGUGUCGGGCGGCGCUUCCUCGCCAAGGUUGAAGUCGAAGUGUGCGGCCUCAAGCUGUUGACGCAGGACACCACCCUCCAGAGGCACGGGGUGGCCUUCGUCGUCCGCCGCUCCUACGCAGAUGACUUCUACGUCGUACGACUGGGAAACUCCG
Molecule: messenger RNA, 1498 nt
Organism: Ectocarpus sp. CCAP 1310/34
Lineage: Eukaryota; Phaeophyceae; Ectocarpales; Ectocarpaceae
Source: the annotation of a GenBank genome assembly